Corticium candelabrum is the source of this 1790-nucleotide messenger RNA. RefSeq lists its product as uncharacterized. The transcript has a single exon. The record is from RefSeq and is a predicted model, not a curated record. The coding region runs from base 870 to 1547 and encodes 225 amino acids. NCBI's taxonomy places the organism in Eukaryota, Metazoa, Porifera, Homoscleromorpha, Homosclerophorida, Plakinidae.
GACAACUAGUAAAUGUAAUAGAUAUUUAGAACAUAUUUAUUAGAAGUAAACUUCAUGUGUAUCUUACUGUCACGUGAUUUACGUCAAGUAAAUAUUAUAUAAUUAAGUAUUGCUGAAACUUGGGAGAUGGUCUGGAACUUCGACGCUUGUAAAAUACAUAAUUUAUUUUAACGUUACUUGAUUUGAAAGUUCGUGGCUACGUAUUCAGGCGCGCAGGGCGGCCUGGGUACAAGGUUACGUAUUCGUAGCCUCGUACAAACGUGCCACAUUGCAACUCGUAUGUAGGUCACACCCUCAGCAACUGAAUAAAUAAUUGUUUCCCAGAGCCAAUCCAAAGUUGGAAGACAAAGUAUUUGCACAUGUCGAAUAGUGUUAUAAGAGUAAUAGCCCAGUUUCUUCCUAGUUAUGGUGGUGAUUUUGGCAAACACAAGACUUGACUCUGUGGCAUGGGCGGUGUCUUUCAAACGAUAACAUCGAGAACUCGUUGUAAAUCGUUGGACCAGCGCGAAACUCAGCGAAAGUAUAGUUCAGGUACAGUCUAACGCUUUUGAUGUUUCGAAACCUAUGUAGUUGUUGAUGCGAGGUUCUUCUGCGCAAUCGUUUGUGCGUCAAAUCAGGCAUAGAACAUAGAUGCCGAUUGUUCACAAAACUGGUCAUACUAGUGCUAUAUGUGUUAGUAAACGUAUUACAAAACGUUUUCCAAUUUUCUUUUUGCGAAUUCUGAGUAUACGGGGUAAUUCUCCGGAAGUCAAGGUCAAUACGAAAUUAAUUAAUGCAUUCAUUACAUUACUCAUUUUACUGCAAUUCUUGUAUUGUUUGGCUAUCGAACUUCGAAACACGCGUCCACUGGAGAGACACCGCAUCGACUUAUGUUUGGCAGAAAGGCACGUCUACCUAUAGACGUGGAGCUACAGAAUCCUCUUCCACAACAUCAACCAACGACUGAUUUUAAGCAAGCAGUUGAGAAACAAUUACAGAUAACAAGAGAAUUUGCAGACAAUGAGAUAGUGCAAGCUCAACACAGACAAAAAAAGAACUAUGACGACCGUAGCCGUGGUCGUGUGUACAAGGUAGAUGAUUACGUUUGGCUGUAUUACCCAGCAGUACCUAAAGGAUUAUCUCCAAAGCUUGCUAAGCGAUACAGUGAACCAUUCAAAAUUAUAAAGGUUCAUUGUAGCACCAAUGUCUCUAUCAGACGACCUAAAGGAGGACGUGUUCAGCGAAUUCAUGUCAACAGAGUGAGUCCAUGUUACCGAAGAAUGCCAAGCCAGACUCCAGAAUGUUCUACAAGAAAUAACCAUGCAACCGGACGAGCUUCUCAUGAUCAACGUCAUCCGUCAUCUACAUCGCCCGAGGUGGACAUCCAUCAUCACAUCGACAAGGAGGAAGCAGUCUUGAUAAGAGCCAACGGCAAUGCAGUUAAAGUUCAACCUGUUCAAAUCCCUCCAGCACAACCGAUGGUUCCACCUGCACCUCCGACUUAUUCAGCCUGCCUGGAUGAGAGCCGGGGAUUACAACGUUGGAUAUUAUUGACUCAAGUGUUGUGAUCGAUCUACCUGUUCGUCGUACUGAUCUUAGAAGACGUGAUAACCCGUUUCAUUACUAGAGAGGGAGGAAUGUAGCCCGAGUAAUUAAUUCGAUGCAUGUUUACGUUAGCACUGCGUUAUAGCACGUUAGUAUGACAUCAUGACUGUUGCCUAUUUAGACCAUUACACUUGCUGGAUUAUUUAGUCUGCAUUGAGUACAGCUACACGUUAUAGCAAUAGAAUAGAGUUGCUCUACUGCUGUGU